CUCUCGUGCUCUGCCUCGCCCACUGGAAAACAACAUCCUUUCCCCUCCUCCCCUUUCCCCUCCUUCCCCCCUCGCUCGCCGAAUACCUUUGAGGACAGCAGGCUCUGCAGGUCACUUCGUGCAGCUCAUCUUUCCCUCUCUCGCUCCGCCCACCACUCUUCCUUCCCACUCACCCCACCUCUCCCCAACGAGUCCAUCCAUUGAGUAUAAGUCACAAUCCCUUCUACCAUGUCGGCCAGCAACAUCAUCGGCGACCGCAACAGCACUCCCGCCGCCACCAGCUCCACCCUUCGUCCUCCCUCCUCCCGACCCAUCGCCGGUCAUGGCCACCAGCUUCGUGCGUCAGCUGACAUGGGCGCCUUUUCCGCAUCGUCCCUCGCCAACCGCGGCAUUCGACCCGCAUCCGAAGUCUACAUGAGCCAGUUCCACAAGAGUGCCAACAUGAGUAAUCCCGACGACGCGGCGGAGCAGGUGGCGCAGCAGUGGAUCGCCGACAUUGACCAAUACGAGACCACAUUGGAAGACAUGGCCGCCGCAACCCUCGACCAAGACUUCAAGGACGAGCUCAGCGCCAUUGAGCAGUGGUUUCGUGUGCUCAGUGAGCCCGAAAGGACUGCGGCGCUCUACGCACUUCUCCAGCAAACCACCCAGGUGCAGAUUCGCUUCUUCAUCCAGGUCUUGCAGCAGAUGGCCAAGAGCCACCCCAUGUCCGGCGUGCUCUCCCCCGCCGCCUUCACCGAGAAAGACCCCAUGUCUUCACGAAUGAAUGAUGCCAUGAACAAGCUGAACGUCGAUUCCUCACGUGCCUCGUUCGGUUUCGGGGCCAAGCCUCCCCCAUCUCCUGGCGGCGCCAAGCGCAAUUCCGCCCUCGACCCUAAUACGAUCAAAUCCAUGUUCCCCGACGCGGCGAAUGCCAUCCAAGACCAAAAGGCCGAGUUUGAGAAGACCACCGGCGUCGCGCCAAAGUCUAACAGAAACAGCGCGGCGCCCGGCGAUCGCUCUUCGACCUUUGCCCCUUCCAUCUCCACCCCCCAAGACGAGAUUCUGCAUCGCAAGACCGGGUCGGGAAUUCCCUCGGGCCCAUGGCGGACCACAGGCACGUCGAGGGAUCUGGAGAAUCAUCCACCCAUUGCCCGGCCCAAGUCUUCUUCCGGACAACCGCCGCAGCAUCAGCAGAUGGGCCAAUUUGGUGUCAGCCCACCCCAGCCUUCCGCUGGGUUGCGAAGCGCCCGUCCCUUCCCACUCGCCGGAGACGGCAACAUCCAGAACCAGACUGCGACAUCUGCCGAACCAAAUCACGGUCUACCAAUGCUUUCGCCCUAUAUGCCGGGCGCGAGCUGGGCCUCCAUGACCAACACUCCCAUGGUCGCCAACUUUAAUACACCACAGCAGGGCAAUCAAGCGGAGCUCGUGGCCAACGCCACGGCCAUGAAGCUCGCCGCCCUCUCCACCGUCAAUAAUCGCAUUCAACUCGACGAUGCACGAAAAUUCCGUCGAGCUCGCUCCUCCGAAGGCCAACAAGCCAUGCCGCCCCCCAUGCCAACAAACCUCAUCAUGACCAACGACCUCGGCCAAAUCCUCACCCCACAGCAAGCCGCCGCCUUACAGCAACAGCAAAUCGCCGCCCUCACCGGCCAACGCUCGCGCCCCAGCUCGCCAGGCAUCGCAAUCACCGGCCCACCAAGCGGCAACCCCACGCUCAACAUGUCCGCCCCGCAGAACAACGGCUUCCUCACCACCUACGACCACCUGCCCGGUCUAACCAACAACCUGCACAACCUCAACCUCGCCUCCUUCCCCACCGGCGGCCUCGCCACCGCCUCCUCCGCUUUCCACCACCACCAUCACGAAUCCGGCUACCUCUCCGACGCUGCGUCCGAAAUCCAGCGCGGCCGCUCCCCGCGUGGCCGUAGAGGCAGCUCCAAGCCUCCUGAAGACCCCACGGACCCCGCGUUGCUCAGUGAUGUCCCGUCUUGGCUGCGUACGCUGCGCCUGCACAAGUACACGGACAAUUUGAAGGAUUUGAGCUGGCGUGAGCUGGUUGCGAUGGAUGAGAGUGGGUUGGAGCAGAGGGGCGUUGCGGCGAAGGGGGCGAGGACGAAGUUGUUGAAGGUUUUCGAGCAAGUUCGCGAGGCGCAGGCGGAGGGCCGAGUGGCGUGAGGAUAUCGGAGACUGGUGUUGGUUGUUUCGUGAUGCGGGGGCUUGGUUUGACUUCCCCAUUUCAACGUCAGAGUGCAAAGCAUGCGGCAAAGAGUGAGCAAGCGAGUCAGCGUUCUGCCACAAAUCAUGGGUAAUCUG
Neohortaea acidophila is the source of this 2298-nucleotide messenger RNA. RefSeq lists its product as uncharacterized. The record is from RefSeq and is a predicted model, not a curated record. Gene Ontology annotation, cellular component: P-body. NCBI's taxonomy places the organism in Eukaryota, Fungi, Ascomycota, Dothideomycetes, Mycosphaerellales, Teratosphaeriaceae. Gene Ontology annotation, biological process: regulation of mRNA stability; nuclear-transcribed mRNA poly(A) tail shortening. The coding region runs from base 229 to 2160 and encodes 643 amino acids. The transcript has 2 exons. Gene Ontology annotation, molecular function: translation repressor activity; mRNA binding; protein binding.